CUCUCGCAGGGACUGGGAGCGCUGCGCGAAGCACGGGCAGUGGAGAGGGCGUUGCGCUCGGGCUACCCAAUGCAUGGACUAUCUGCAGCCGCUGCUCAUGCAAUAUGCUGGAGCUCCAGAACAGCUAAACGGAGUUGCCACACCGCUGCCUGGGCUGGAUCACAGCGCUGCCUUUCCUUAUGAAGAAGACACAAACUUGGAUUAUCACUUGCAUUUAUCUUCAACUGCUCCUAUUUAAUCCUCUCGUCAAAACUCAAGGGAUCUGCAGGAACCGUGUGACUGAUGAUGUGAAAGACGUUACAAAAUUGGUGGCAAAUCUUCCAAAAGACUAUAAGAUAACCCUCAAAUAUGUCCCCGGGAUGGACGUUUUGCCUAGUCAUUGUUGGAUAAGCGAGAUGGUGGAACAAUUGUCAGUCAGCUUGACUGAUCUUCUGGACAAGUUUUCAAAUAUUUCUGAAGGCUUGAGUAAUUACUCUAUCAUAGACAAACUUGUGAAAAUAGUCGAUGACCUUGUGGAGUGCAUGGAAGAACACUCAUUUGAGAAUGUAAAAAAAUCAUCUAAGAGCCCAGAACCUAGGCUGUUUACUCCUGAAAAAUUCUUUGGAAUUUUUAAUAAAUCCAUCGAUGCCUUCAAGGACUUGAAGAUGGUGGCUUCUAAAACUAGUGAAUGUGUGAUGUCUUCAACAUCAAGUCCUGAAAAAGAUUCCAGAGUCAGUGUCACAAAACCAUUUAUGUUACCCCCUGUUGCAGCCAGUUCCCUUAGGAAUGACAGCAGUAGCAGUAAUAGGAAGGCCUCAAAUCCCAUUGAAGACUCCAGCCUACAAUGGGCAGCCGUAGCAUUGCCAGCAUUCUUUUCUCUUGUAAUUGGGUUUGCUUUUGGAGCCUUAUACUGGAAGAAGAAACAACCAAAUCUUACAAGGGCAGUUGAAAAUAUACAGAUUAAUGAAGAGGAUAAUGAGAUAAGUAUGUUGCAAGAAAAAGAGAGAGAGUUUCAAGAAGUGUAAUUGUGGCUUGUAUCAACACUGUUACUUUCGUACAUUGGCGGGUAACAGUUCACGUUUGCUUCAUAAAUGAAGCAGCUUUAAACAAAUUCCUAUUCUGUCUGGAGUGACAGACCGCAUCUUUAUCUGUUCUUGCUACCCAUGACUAUGUGGAUGAUUCAGAAAUUGGAACAAAGUGUUUUACUGUGAAACUGGCACUGAAUUAAUCAUCUGUAAAGAAGAACUUGCACGGAGCAGGACUCUAUUUUAAGGACCUGGGGGAUUUGUGGUCUCAAUUAGAACUUGCAGCUGAUGUUGGGAGAGAAAGCACGUGUCCCAGACUGCACAUACCGUUUUGCAUGCCUCCAGAAACGUCUAAUUGUUGAAAAACCACAUAGCUUUAUUUUACAGUUACAACCUGCAGUUCAUAGUUAUCUUGGUCUCUGCAAGUAGAUUUCAGCCUGGAUAGUGGGGGGUCAUCAUUUUUACCAAAGGGAUCUAGAAAAAAUUCAAAAAACAAAAACUCAAUAGCAUCAGCCACUGUUCAUUUAGAAAGCAGUGGGAAAAGAGGGUGGGAGUAGGCGCAGGUCAGUCUUACAGCUGCUGAUCAAUGAAUGAUAUGGGUCUGAGCUUGGUCUCUUUCUGACACAGAGUGUGCUCAACCGUGUCCCACUAGACAAAUGGACAUGGUUGUCUGACUUUAGUCAUGCAGGGCAGCCAGUACUGAAUUACACCAGUGAUGCCUUUGCAGAGGAGAGACUCCGAAAGAGUCAUCACACGAAGAAGCUGUGGACACUCCAGCAGAACAGUCUGCCGAGGAGGGCAUCUGGCACCCCUGGUGAAGUCAGCCUUUGCCCUUGACCACUAUGGCGUGUACAAAUUGUGCUUGCAAAUUAUAUUACAAAAUGUUUCUGUUCUAAAACUAUUACAGAGUUAUGUAAAGGGACUUAGGAGAAAUCACUGAAUGUAUGGAGGCCGCAUUUUCAAUUUCUGCUGUGGGAGAGAGUAAAUAUAAAUUAUGAUAUUUAGUAUCUAUGGUUAGAUAACCACACUCACAUGCUAAUAUGGGUGUUGAAAACUAGGUGACUUGGCUUUUUCAAGAAUGCAGGGAAUCAGGAAACUUUAGUUAUUUAUAGUAUAAUCACCAUUAUCUGUUUAAAGGAUCCAUUAUUUAAAAUCAGGCACUCUGUAUUCAUUAAGGUUUAUGAAUUAAAAAUAAAAAGAAAGCUUUAUGUAGUUACGCAUGUCAGUUUGCUAUUAAAAUAUGCGACAGCGUUUUUGUCAUAUUGAGUGAACUUGACAGGAAUUCCCAAGAUGGACAUUGCAUUUUUAAACCAGAACUUGUAAGACAUUAAGUGAAUUUCCCUUGCCAAUUUUUUUUUUUAUUUCAAAGGAACAUCUGACUAAGGUCAAAGAAUGAUUUCUUUUGGCUUAUUUUGAUCAAGAUUCUUUUAAUAUAUCACAAACGUACACAUAAAGGAAUCCAAAGCUUUCCAUUCUAACUUGAUCCUUGUGAUAGCAUCAUUGCCAUGUCUAUCACCGUCACAUGACUAUUUUCAAUGCAGUGAUAGAGAAGGGCAUGAAAACUGCUAUCUUUCCUUUGUUUUCAAAAGUCCAAGAACUUGUAGUAGAGUUGGAUUUUAGCUUAUGUUCAAAGCUAAUUCAAAUACAACUCUAGUAAGUGGCCUUUGCUCUUUUUUAUACCAAAGAGCUCAGAUGAUUUCUACGAUCCCUUCUCUAAAGUGCUGUGGGGCUUCCCUGGUGGCGCAGUGGUUGAGAGUCUGCCUGCCAAUGGAGGGGACACGGGUUCGAGCCCUGGUCUGGGAAGAUCCCACAUGCCGCAGAGCAACUAAGCCCGUGAGCCACAACUACUGAGCCUGCGCGUCUGGAGCCUGUGCUCCGCAACAAGAGAGGCCGCGAUAAUAAGAGGCCCGCGCACCGCGAUGAAGGGUGGCCCCCACUUGCCACAACUAGAGAAAGCCCUCGCACAGAAACGAAGACCCAACACAGCCAAAAAUAAAUUAAAAAAAUAAAUAAAUAAAGUGCUGUGGUUCCUCAAACACUAGUCAUGUCUCUAAGAUACAACCCAGAUGCUUUGGGAAGCUGCAUUAAUUUAUUCAGUCCCUCAAAUAUCCCAUGGUACAACUGAUUAUAUAUAAUAAAACCAGAGAUCAAUUUAAUGGCUGAAAGGACCUGUCUCAGUGUGUGAUAUUGAUUGUUUAGAAGAAAAUAGACAUAGAUUAACAUGAGUAUGUGUGUAGGUCAUGUGUCGAUUGAGAAGAUUGAUACUUCUCAAUCUAAUAGUUUGUUUCAGCAAUGGGUUCAGUUUUUGUAAGUAUGUAAAAAUGCUGCUUAAUGAGCUUUAGAGUAUAAUAGAUGUACUUUUGUUCUCAAAGCUGGUAGCUGGGUUUUAACACACAAGGACAUGGUCCUAAUCGAUAGAGUUAAAUAAACAAAUUCAGCAAGUUAUGAAAUCUGGCAUGGUAGGCGAAGGGAGAUGUAUUCUGCCUAAUUAAAUGUAUUGGUUCAUUGAGAGUUGUGUGGAUUACCAAUUUUUAAAACACUAAAAUUCAGUAAAAUACACGAACAAUAGAAAAAUGCUGAACAUUACUUUGGUUGGUAGUUGCUUGGGAAUGAACUGUCAUAUCUACUUGGAGAUUAAUAUAUAUAUAUAUACACAUAUAUGUCUUUGCUUUAUUUUAUCCAAUAUGUGUUCUGAACAUCCUUUAUAAAUCAUGGAAAACUCACAACUGACAUCUUAAACUGUAAAAUCACCUUUUAAAUUGGUGCCAUGUAUCUGAUAGUUCUCUUUUGUAAUGUUUCAAAAUUGUCUUUUAAACUGGUUUCAGAAGUCUGCAGAUUCUAAAUUAUACUUUAGUAUAAAGUAUAAUUAAGCUUCGUACCUCUGUGGUAGAACCCAAAUCUAUAGAGAAACUGGCACUGAUAAACGGUGCCUGCCCUGUGAUAUCAAAGCGUUGCUGGAUUUUGUAUUAUAAUCUGAUGUGCUUACCACACAGCCAGUUUCUAAUGAGUCAGAAACUCAGAAAUAAAAAAAGUUAUUUUUUUCAAUACUUUAAUAGAACAAGUACCCUAUUCUCUUUGAAAAGGAUUAACUAUGUGAAAAAUGACAAUGUAUGAUAAAGUAUGUUCACAAUGAAAUAUCUGCUUUUAGUAAGAAUUAAAGUACUUUGGAGAAACUUUGUGGCAUAUUUUGGUAUUCUAAUACAAAUGAAGUUUUAAAUUAAUAGAAAAAUCCAUUCAGAAUUCAUGGAUAUUUCUUAAUGUUUUUCUGAAGCUAGGUUCUGGUUUCAAAAUGUAAUUCCAGUAUGGGGCUUUUAGCCAUUCCCUACCUAUUCUAAUUUAACUAAGAAAUAUAUUUUUCAAGAAGGCAGUUUGACAUAGUGGGAUGGAUGUUAGGAAAAAUUGUCAGGAGCUUCCACUCUGCCAUUAACAGGUAUUGGUAAAUCACUGCCCUUCUUUGGCUCUCAAUUUUUAUUUAUCUAUAUGGUGAAGUCAGGUCAUACCAUAGGUAUGAGAGAAACCUAUUGAUAUGUGACUGACAAAGAUGAUAAAAUAGAGCUGAAACUAUCACAUAUAAAAUAUCCAACUCUGAUCUCUGUGAAUAAGCAAUUUGAACAUAAAAAGCUAUGGCUGUUCUUGUUUGUAAUGUAAAUAGGGUCCAUUCGUAAAAGUGAAAAUCAGUCUCCUGUAGGGUGAGUCGGAUAACCACUUACACAAGAGAUGGCUUUUUCCUUUGCUUAAAUAAACAUUUUUGGAUCACCUCUGAAGAAUGAAAACCAAGAGUACAUUUUACCCAGGAAAAGAUAAGAUGUGUGUAACAUUUGGAAGUAUACCAAAUUAAGCAUUUAAAUGCUCUCAUUUUCUUAAAAGCUAAGAGCAGAAAAUGUAAGAUGCUUAUAAAGUUGUUAAGUGCAAAAAGGUACUUUAGAAUCCAUUUGGAGAUGGGUAAACCAUAAAUUAUAUUUCAGUUGGAAUAUAUUUCAGUUGAAUUGGAAAAUGGGAUAAGAAUUUUAAAGAAAGCCAGCUUGUUUUGAAACAGUAUUAUUCUGACAUUGGCAUUAAAAUAUAAACAUUCAGAUUGAAAUUCCAACCACUUUAUUUGUGGUGUUUGAUCACACAGUUUAUGGUGUUGCUGGAAAUGCCUUUGUCUGUAAAGAUAAAAUAAUGGUUCUUUCAUUUCCUAACAAGAUACUGUUUUGAAAUAAUCCAUAUUAAAAUGGAUAUUCUUGAUCCUAAAAUGUUUCCUAAGCAUUGUAUAUGUAUUUAUAACCGCCGUCUCCAAUUACAUCUUAAUUAUGUUGUUUUUUAAAAUAAAAUUGUUUAAACUAAAAACCAUAGUAUUUUCAGUUACUUGAUUUCUGAGCUAUGACUCACUAAAUAAAAAUUUCCAAUCAAAAUACCCUAUUCUCCUAUAUUCUAAGGAUUAAUGUGUGAUUAUAGUGUCCACUUGCCACUAUUUUUUAAAUCAAUGGACUUAAAGUAUUCAGACAUUUAGAUGGAUGCACAGAUAUAUUGCUAGUUCAGUCAUAGAUUGGAGUUUGCAUAUUGUAAUGUAAAUGUAUGUCAACAUUAUUCUAUAGUUUUAUUAUGACUGAAGUUUAAUUAAAUAAAAAAGGUUGUAAAAUGUGAUGUGUAUGUGUAUGUACUGUAUGUGUACUUUUUAAAAUAGGUUUAUGUCCUGACCCUUUUUUAUACAGGUUUGAAUUUGAAAUUACAUUAUAUAUACACAUACUUUAUUGUUCUAAAUAAAGAAUUUU
Molecule: messenger RNA, 5758 nt
Organism: Balaenoptera acutorostrata (minke whale)
Lineage: Eukaryota; Metazoa; Chordata; Mammalia; Artiodactyla; Balaenopteridae
Gene: KITLG
Product: KIT ligand
Exons: 10
Coding region: 180-1004 (274 amino acids)
Biological process (GO): cell adhesion; positive regulation of cell population proliferation
Cellular component (GO): plasma membrane
Molecular function (GO): cytokine activity; stem cell factor receptor binding
Source: RefSeq, a predicted model, not a curated record